CUCACAAAUUUUAAAUUUAUGUCUCUUUCUUCAACCUCCGUCUCUCUCUCUUGUUCCUCUCAAGUGUGAACUGUGAAGUGGCCGCCGCCUCGAAAGGACCACAAAUUUCCGGCCACACAUCCGUCGAUCGAGUUGAUUUUUAUUUUAACUUGAAAACUCAAACCAGAUAAUGCUCUGUUCAUCUCUUAGUACUUCGAUCUCCUACUACAGUUUUCUGAAUCGAUUAAAUUAGGGCUUCAAAUCAUCCUCUAAUGGUAUCGGCAGAGAACAAUUCUCCAACGGCGGCGCUUACGGCAUCUUCCACGCAAGGAGUUGAACUCGAGAGCAUGGACGCCGUGGCUCCGCUGAAGAAGAAGCGGAAUCUACCAGGAAUGCCAGAUCCUACGGCGGAGGUGAUAGCUCUGUCGCCGAAAUCGCUUCUAGCUACGAACCGAUUCGUGUGCGAGAUCUGCAACAAAGGAUUCCAGCGAGAUCAGAACUUGCAGCUUCACCGACGCGGCCACAACUUGCCUUGGAAGCUCCGACAGCGGACGAGCAAUGAGAUUCGUAAACGAGUUUACGUCUGUCCGGAGGCGUCUUGUGUCCAUCACAAUCCGGCUAGGGCACUCGGCGAUCUCACCGGUAUCAAAAAGCACUACUCCAGAAAGCACUGUGAGAAAAAGUGGAAGUGCGAGCGGUGCUCGAAGAAGUACGCCGUUCAAUCGGAUUGGAAGGCGCAUAUGAAAACCUGCGGAACAAGAGAGUAUAGAUGCGAUUGCGGAACUUUGUUUUCUAGGAGAGAUAGUUUCAUCACGCAUCGAGCCUUUUGCGACGCUUUGGUGUUCGCAAGCACGAAUUCCAACGCGAUGGUCCCCGCGGCAGCGGCAGUUGGUUCUUCGCCACCGGCGCCGCCACUGACGCCAUCUACCACCGUGCUAUCUCCUGCUCUGUCGAUUCAAAGCUCAGAACCACCGGACAAUCCCAUCGGACCUCCGCCAUUAACACCUCCAGUCACAGGCCUAACCUCACCCACCGCCUCCAACAUAAACGGCUGUGGCAUCAGUGGUGGUACAAGCGUUUUCGCUGGUGUAUUUGCUUCUCCUCCUAUUAGUGCCCAAAAUCCACCCCAUCAAAUCACCACCUCCGGCAACCGGUCAGACGGCGUCAAUAAUCCCCAAACCACCGCCAUUGAAUCCACAUCGCUCUCUCUCUCAAUGUCUCUCUUCCUCUCCUGCACAGCCUCAGCCUCGGGCUCAUCCCUCUUUCAGGAACAUCCACCACAUUACUCCUCAUCACCCCAGCCCGCCGCCAUGUCCGCCACCGCUUUACUACAGAAGGCUGCCCAAAUGGGCGUCACCGCCUCCAACGCCGCCUCUUUUCUCCGAGGCUCCGGGCUCUCAAUAUCCCCGUCUCCCAGCCAAGCCACUUUUGCCUCCAUGACGGCUGGGCUGGAACUUGGAUUUGGAAACGAGCCUGCCACACGAGAUCUCCUUGGACUUAGCAUGGGCGGCGCAACCCCCGGCAGCGGUUUUUCGGGUCUUUUUACGUCCUUUGGUGAAGCUGCUGCACCUUACGGUGGCGGCGGCGGCGGCGGGAGUAAUGGUUCGUAAAAUCAACUGUUGUGUAAUGUGUAUAACAGCUGUUGUUUAUUUUGGUGUACAGAAAACGAAGACAUGCAGCUAGCUGCUGGGGUUACCACGUGGUACUACCAUAAUUCUUAAAUUUUGUUUCAUAUAUUGUCGAAUAAUUAUAUAUUAUGUCCCUUUUUCCAUUAACUUA
Molecule: messenger RNA, 1758 nt
Organism: Cucurbita maxima (winter squash)
Lineage: Eukaryota; Viridiplantae; Streptophyta; Magnoliopsida; Cucurbitales; Cucurbitaceae
Product: protein indeterminate-domain 1-like
Exons: 3
Coding region: 252-1589 (445 amino acids)
Cellular component (GO): nucleus
Molecular function (GO): DNA-binding transcription factor activity
Source: RefSeq, a predicted model, not a curated record